CGAGCUCUGACGCCAUAACCGCAUGUCUCUGAGCAUGUGCUCCAAGGACCCCACGGAGAGAAGUACUGACUGACAACUGGUGUGGACGCAAGACUGUCACGUGUGCGAGAUUUKGCGACUGCAAAAUAUAAAGGCACGUACGUAGGACUAGAUGAAUAAACUCCCAUAUUAUUGGCAGCACUUGGAGCAGGAGCAGCCGCAGGGUAGUACCCUUGGGGCAUCUGGUUACUACUGUACGAAAAUAAUCCAGAAUGUCCAGUUUACUGUUUCUUUGCUGUUUGAUAUGUUCCGGCGUUAUUUGUACUGGAGCUUCAAGUGACAACAGGCCAUUAAAACGAGAAAAGGUAUUGGGAUCAGAGGAUCUUGAUGUCAGUGAAAUACRUAAUCUUCUUGAGCACGACAAUCCUCAAAACGAUGAUGAAAUCCGGGCAGCUUUUCCAGUAAUGAACGCAUUCAAGUCCCAUCAAUUAUUYUCUCCAGAAGACUUAAAAGAUAAGAGAGAAUACGAGAAUACAGAUGAAUCGAACAUUGAACAGGCUGUACAAGCAGCUUUGAGGAAACUUCGUAAGAAAAAGGCAUUUUAUGACGAUGCUGUAAAACAAAACACUGCUGCUUUUGACGACGAGGGGCAUAAACAUUUAGCAGAUAAACACGAGAAAAAGAAUGUGACAGCGAAAGAACUCAUUGACGAAGUCGUGAAAGAUGAGAUCAAAAGCCAUGGAGGUUCGCCWGACAAUGAAAGUGACGAUGACGAAGAAUCUGGAGAAGACUCAAGAGCAAGCUCAAGGUCUAGUUUUGAUGAUAAACAGAUUCAUAAGAAACUGGCUGAGAUUGCUCUUUUGGAGAACAAGCUUGCACAUUUAGUUCGACAAGUCAAGCACUACCUGAAAAAGAAAAAAGCCCAUGGACAUAAAUCGGAAGGGUUGGAAGAUAACGAUGAUGUUGAAACUAUUUUAGCCGAAGCUGACGAAAAGAAAAAGAGAAGUGGAAUACCACACACUUCAAUCCUCGAAAAAUUYCGAAAAAAUCCGGGCCUCGUCGACAAAUAUAUGAACAGUAUACUAAAUGAUGAUAGUGACACAGUUAAUGGAAACCAGAGAGACUUGCUUGGUAAGAAAGAGAUGGAGACGGCGUUGCUUAGAAACGUCGUACCUGGAGAAAUCAACUCGAUCCCGUUGUCAAGGCUUGAUAAAGAAAGUGAUGAUUACGAGAAUAUGGCUACCGAUAGAGGUGUUGCUCGAGACGCAAUGGUCGAGUCGCCAUUUUCUAUUCUUGAUGUAAAGAAGACGACUGGCAAGAAGUUUCGACACGAUGUUUCUUAAGCUAUUUAAUUUUCAUCCGCGUGAUUAAACUUUAUGCUGAUUGGUUCGUAUUUAGGGACAAUAAAAACUAUUAAUGACGUCACCAUCUAGACCAACCAAUUAUAUUUCAGAAAGAGCUCGCAAAAUUUAAAUUUAUGUAUUUUUUCAUAGAAUGUACUUUUCAAAAGAUUUCUCGUUAUCACGAUUUCACUUGUGUUUUUCAGUGUUUCUUACACCUGGAAUCUACAAAAAACCAUGCGCACCGGCAAUGACGUCAUUAUAACAACAUCAACGACAAAAACGAUUUUAAUGAAUACAUCAGUAAUCAUAUAUCAAUGAAUUCAAUUAUAUAAAUGUAGAGCACAUUUGUGAUUCUUGGAAGCAUUAAUUUAUAUAUCUAUAAUAAUAAUAAUAAUAAUAUUAUUAUUUAAGAGUUUCUUUGUUCGUGGGAAUCAUGACUUUACUACUUUUUUUUUUGUUUCAUGUACGUAUUUAUAGCAGGAAUAUGAAAAUAAAUACGUGGAUGAAACAAAAAAAGUGAUAAUUGAAGUAAAGAAUAUUCGCAUGAAGGCUCAAUUAUGUAACAAUCAAACAUCAAUUUGAAAUAUUUUUCUGMAAUAUAUAUUUCGCUAUAUAUUAAACAAUGACAAUAUUUUGCAAUACUCUAAA
Actinia tenebrosa (Australian red waratah sea anemone) is the source of this 1970-nucleotide messenger RNA. RefSeq lists its product as uncharacterized. The record is from RefSeq and is a predicted model, not a curated record. NCBI's taxonomy places the organism in Eukaryota, Metazoa, Cnidaria, Anthozoa, Actiniaria, Actiniidae.